This is a messenger RNA of Myxozyma melibiosi, 1191 nucleotides long. Its product is annotated as transcription factor TFIID complex subunit 8 C-term-domain-containing protein. Gene Ontology annotation, cellular component: transcription factor TFIID complex. NCBI's taxonomy places the organism in Eukaryota, Fungi, Ascomycota, Lipomycetes, Lipomycetales, Lipomycetaceae. The transcript has 2 exons. Gene Ontology annotation, biological process: transcription initiation at RNA polymerase II promoter. Bases 157 to 1095 code for a protein of 312 amino acids. The record is from RefSeq and is a predicted model, not a curated record.
GGCUGAUUUACGAAUUGCAAUCACGGGCUGGAAUCGCUGGAGUGCUGCUUGACUAUCAACGUGCAGACACAUAGGGCAGAGAACGUUUGUAUUUGGCUUGGCUUGGUUGUUGGAUGAUUGAGUGAGAAUACAAAGAUUACCCCAGAGAGAGCGCACAUGGGGGACCUCUCGCCGGCGCCAGCAGGCGUCGGAAGCAGCGGGGGCGGUGGUGAACAGACCAGCAGCUCGAACCACAGCAGUCGAAGCGGAAGUAGGGAGGGAGACAGCAAGCGGAAGUUUGAGGACUUUGAUAGCUAUACAAAGCUGCUGGAGAAUGCGACGGCCGGCGACGAAGGCGUGUUUAUGAUUCGACCGACGGCGAUGAUGCUACAGGCGUUGGCGUAUCAGUGCACGCCGUCUGCACUACAGAUGUUUGCAAUUUUGGGCGAGGAGUAUUUUCUACAUUUACUUUCAAGAUUACACAGUAUCGCGAUGAUCCAGCGCCGGAACCUUCCAAGUGUGCACGAUCUCGCAUUUUUAAUGACGGAAGAGGGGAUUCACACGUCAGAUCUAGAGGACGAAUACAUGCGAUCACAGUUUAUCUUCCAACCUCAGCUACCUUCAGACGAAGCCAACGAGACGGCUGGAACACUACAGUCCGGCGAGGGCGAUAGUCCAUCAUUACAGGAGAUUGAUUCAUGGAAUAAGCGGCAGCAAGAACUGUCGCUGCUUGCGCCGACGACAAGGAAGAAAGAAGAGCUGGAGUACAUCCCGUCGUGGAUGCCACCGCUCCCAGCAGAUUACACCUACAGGACGACACCCACAUACCCCGCCCGGACUACGAAUCCGAAGGAUAUUCGCGAAAAGAUCAUAGAGGAGGGCAGAGUAGUAGAGCAAGCACUGCGCAAGCUGGGCGCGAUGAGCAGAGGAUCAGACGGAGCUACGCAGAGCGGGCAGCUGUCGCUGCUCGGCGACGCAGAUGAGCAGUACGGUGCGAUGAACAGGAGCAAUUCGGCGAACGAAAAGAUGUUUGACAUUGUUGCAAUGGCUGCCUCGAGGAGGAAGAAGGCUAUUAAUCCGAUUAUCUUGCACCUCGGGAAGAAGGGAAAGGCUUAGCUGUGGUUGUCGAUUAAUCGUUGGAGUCCUAGUAACGGCCGGUGUUUUGCCAGGCCAUAUAACUGUACAAUAUAGCAACAUUAUUAUUUUUCACCA